AUGCCACCCAAAAUGAGAAAUUGUAUAACUUCAAAGAAAAGGAGAAUGAACAAUCCAGAAAAACCUCCUCAUUUGCCCGACUCAACCGCUCCCCCUCCAGCAGCCUCAAUCGUUUCUCCUCCAGCAGCCUCAAUCGCUUCUCCUCUUCCUGAAACAAUCACAUCUCCUCCGCCAGUAGCAAUGGGUGAAGCAACUCCGCCUCAUUUACCAUCAGAAAUCUCUCCUCCUCGGCCAACGUCAAACGAAGAACAGCUUAAUCCUCCAUGGCUACCACAGGAUAAUGAUGAGGAUACUCAACCAAUACAUCCAGAGUUUUACUUAGAGCAAAGCAAUUAUACAAAGUGUUGUAAGUUAUCAUCAAGGUCCGAGGAGAACAAAACCAUAGUUGAGUUAGAGAAAAUCCUUGGGGAAGAUCAGAAACAAGAGAAGAGGUUGAUGAAGCUUCAGCAGAAACUGGAGAAGAUGGUGGUGAGAUGGUUGGUGAAGCUUCAGCAGAUGCAGUAGCAGGAAAUGAGGAGGUGACUGGUGAAGAAGAUGAAGCAGAAACUAGAGAAGAGGCUGAUGCUAUAAGCGAUGACUGGACGUUGCAGAUUUGUAUUAAGAAGAUGAAGAGAACAAGCCAACCUUCAAAAUACUUGAAGAGUCCGUAUACAAAGGGAAAGAGGGGAAAGAAGAAAGUAUGAACCUGAAAGUGAAUCAUAGUUCUGUGUGCUUUUUUUGUAAUGGAUUUGG
This is a messenger RNA of Camelina sativa (false flax), 732 nucleotides long. RefSeq lists its product as uncharacterized. NCBI's taxonomy places the organism in Eukaryota, Viridiplantae, Streptophyta, Magnoliopsida, Brassicales, Brassicaceae. The record is from RefSeq and is a predicted model, not a curated record.